Molecule: messenger RNA, 1887 nt
Organism: Micropterus salmoides (largemouth bass)
Lineage: Eukaryota; Metazoa; Chordata; Actinopteri; Centrarchiformes; Centrarchidae
Product: zinc finger protein 385D-like
Exons: 8
Coding region: 145-1341 (398 amino acids)
Cellular component (GO): nucleus
Molecular function (GO): nucleic acid binding; zinc ion binding
Source: RefSeq, a predicted model, not a curated record
GGAAGGAGCAGCAUCGGCGCCGCAGGAGAGAGAUAGAGAGGAGAGACGGAGUGUGGAGGGGAAGAAGCAAAGCCUCAUCUCUGCCCGGAGAUGAAAGCUACUUUUAUCUCAGACUGAACAAUCGGAUUUCCAAUUGGUGCCGCCAUGUAUUUUGGUAAUGUGUGUCACAGCGCUCUGCCGCCGCUGGUCCGUCCCACGCUGGGCAGGACCCAGCCCUCCCCAGAUGCGAAGGCCCUCCUCCCCUUCCACCUGUUGCCUGGAUUCACUGACAUGGAUCACGUCCAGAAAUCUCUGAUUGGCCCAGGCUUUGGGCUAACCUUACCGCUUAAGAGGAAGGCUAGUUCCUGCGGAGUCUGUCGACUGAGGUUCAACUCUGAGGCGCAGGCUUCUUCCCAUUAUAGUGGCACCAAACACACAAAAAGGCUGAAAGCCAUGGACACCCCAGAUUCAAAGAUCAGGACCUCUGAACCGGUCGCCAAGGAAACCACAUUGCAAAUCCUCUCAUCACCCUGCUCACAGCCCCCAAGCUCUGACACAACAUCAGGAGAGCCCUCAGCACCAAACCCUACCUUAGAGGCGGCACCAUCGAGCGUUGGCUCCUCUGAAACCGUAAAAGCUCCCUAUGACCCCUCCCUGUCACCCAGCCCGAUGGCACCAGAGAAAGAGACACACAGAGACGGAGAGGUGGAGGUGCCUCCAGUGGAGGAAACAGAGGAAGAGAAAGCUAUACGUCUUCUCUACUGCUCCCUCUGCAAGGUGGCCGUCAACUCAGCCUCCCAGCUGCAGGCCCACAACAGUGGCACGAAGCACAAGACAAUGCUGGAGGCAAGGAGUGGUGAUGGAGCCAUCAAGUCCUUCCCGAGGACGGGGGUCAAGGCCAAGGUGGUCGCACCGCCAGAGUCGUCAACUGGACUCCAGAACAAAACUUUCCACUGUGAGAUCUGCGAUGUGCACGUCAACUCCGAGACUCAGCUCAAACAGCACAUCAGCAGCCGGAGACACAAGGAUAGAGCAGCAGGUAAACCAGCCAAGCCUAAGUUCAGCCCCUACACUCCCACCCAGCGUCACCAGAGUUUCCAGGCAAUUCGUCUGGCUCUAAGGACGAACCAGGACCUGACCAAACCUCUGGCCUCGUGUCUCCUACAGCGUCAACUCUCUGUUAACUCUCUUUCUGUUGCUGCUGCUGCUGCCAUGGCGACGCUGCCCUCCUUCUCCCUCCGCCAUGCCUCAAACCCGAGCCCCGCCCUGUUUCAGAAUCAGCCCCUCCCCCAGGCGCUGCUGCAUCCAGGCCCUGGACCCAUCUGUUCAACACACACACCGGUCCUGUUUUCCCCCUACUGACCCCAUCGACAUUGCAAUCAGCUCUGAACUACUGCUAAAAGCAGACCUGAGACCUGAACAAGAUGUGAUAUAAGACAGCGCUCACUGUACUCCACACAACAACACAUGCUGUGAGUGUCAUGGACCAGGACUGAAGAUCAUUUGCUGGGGCCAAAACCAUGAGGCAGGUUGGGAUGGAGGAAGUACAUUGCAGCAAAUGAAUGUGUGUUUUCUGAUGAGGGCGUGUGUGUGUGUGUGUGUGUGCAUGCGCAGAUAUAGCCAUCACAGAAGUACAAUUUGUUACAUGUUUGCUGCACUACUGCAUGAUUCACCCAGUCAUAAACAGGAUUUGUAAAUGCCGAUAAUCUAUUUGACAAUCAAGAAAGUCCCUCUUAAAAUGGACAGUUGAAUCCAGUACAGAUAUUAGAAAGAUGCAUCAUGGUGAACUUCCAUGAUGACUAUAACUGUGUGUGUUUGUGUGUGCAGAUAUAAGUAUGAAUGGCGAUCACAGCAUGCUUGACUGAAGAUGUUUAUUAUUUUCCAAUAAACAAUAGUUGUGGGUACUCA